Molecule: messenger RNA, 1846 nt
Organism: Eublepharis macularius
Lineage: Eukaryota; Metazoa; Chordata; Lepidosauria; Squamata; Eublepharidae
Product: zinc finger protein 501-like
Exons: 3
Coding region: 291-1637 (448 amino acids)
Biological process (GO): negative regulation of transcription by RNA polymerase II
Molecular function (GO): DNA-binding transcription repressor activity, RNA polymerase II-specific
Source: RefSeq, a predicted model, not a curated record
GCCAAACCUGACCUCAUAUCCUGGCUGGAGAAAGAGGAAGAGCUGUUUCUCCUGACCCCUGAGGAAGAGGAGGGCUUGGCAGUUGGAAUUUCUCAUCAGUUUGCGAGUGCUGAAAUGCUGCUUGUCGAUCUUGAACUUAGCAAAAUAGGAAACUCCAAAACAGGAAACUCCAUUCUCCCAAGUCAGACCACUUCACCCAAGUCUAACCAAGUCUUGUCCUCUCCAAGCGGCAGUGGUUCUCUGCAGGAGGUAUCUGGGAGUCAGCAGCUGAAACAUCUGACCAUCCAGGGAUGGAGGAAAAUGAUACAGAUAAAUAUGGGAAUGAAAACAAUGAAUAUUGUGAUGUAUUGAGGAAGGAAGCAGGAAAACACCCCCAUAAUGGAAGGAAUAAUUCGGGUCUUGUACAUAGUGGUGAUUCUCGACUGCAAAAUAUGAACAGAGAAGACGGUAUGAAUGAGCACAUUGCAACUAGGAUAAGUUUACCUGAAAAAUCAGAUAUUAAUAUUCAAUGGAGCAUCAAUAAAAAGAAGAAAAUAUAUAAAUGUCAGGAGUGUAGGAAAUGCUUUGAGCAGAAGGAUAACUUAACUGUUCAUCAAAUGAUUCACACAGGGGAGAAACUAUAUAAAUGCCUGGAGUGUGGAAAAUGCUUCGAUCACAGUAGACGAUUUAAUGACCAUCAAAGUAUUCAUAGAGGGGAGAAACAAUAUAAAUGUCUGGAGUGUGAAAAAACUUUUCGGUGGAAGGAUAGCUUGACUAUUCAUCAAAGGAUUCACACAGGGAAGAAACCGUAUAAAUGCCUUGAAUGUGGCAAAAGCUUCAGUCGGAGUGAUAGCCUUACUGUCCAUCAAAGAAUUCACACAGGGGAGAAACCAUAUAAAUGCAUGGAAUGUGGCAAAAGCUUCAGUCGGAGUGGGAGCCUUACUGUCCAUCAAAAGAUUCACACAGGGGAGAAACAAUAUAAAUGCCUGAAAUGUGGGGAAGUCUUCAGUAAUAAUGGAAACCUUACUUCCCAUCAAAGGAUUCACAUACGGGAAAAAUCAUAUAAAUGCCUGGAGUGUGGAAAAUGCUUCGAUCACAGUAGACGACUUAUUGACCAUCAAAGUAUUCACAGAGGGGAUAAACUAUAUAAAUGUCUGGUGUGUGAAAAAAGUUUUGGGUGGAAGGAUAACCUAACUGUUCAUCAAAGGAUUCACACAGGGGAGAAACCAUAUAAAUGCCUAGAGUGUGGAAAAUGCUUCAGUUACAGGGGACGACUUAUUGACCAUCAAAGUAUUCACAGAGGGGAUAAACUAUAUAAAUGUCUCGUGUGUGAAAAAAGUUUUGGGUGGAAGGAUAAUCUAACAGUUCAUCAAAGGAUUCACACAAAAGAAAAACCGUAUAAAUGCCUUGAGUGUGAAAAAAGUUUUCAGCGGAAGGAUAAACUAACUUCCCAUCAAAGGAUUCACACAAACACAAAGCUUUAUAAAUGCCUAGAAUGCAGAAAAAGCUUUGUACGGAAGGAUAACCUAACAGUUCAUCAAAGGAUUCACAUAGGGGAGAAACCAUAUAAAUGUCUGGAGUGUGGAAAAAGCUUCAGAGAAAGUGGAAGUCUUAUUUCCCACCAAAGAAUUCACAGAGGGGAGAAGGUAUCAAAAUGAUUGGAGCAUGGAGAAAGCUUCAGUCAUAGUUUAACGCUUUACUUCUCAUCUAAGGAUUCAUUUGGGAGAAAUCAUAGACAUAAUUGAAGCGUGGAAGGACAGUACCUAAAAUACUUUGGCAUACAAAAUUACAAAGUAAUGCAAUAAAACGGUGUAAUAAAAUAACCCACAAUUCAGUAUCUGUUAUAUAUAAAAUGCAAGCCGUAUUA